UGCGGAAUUUCUGCAGGACGAGAUCGGGAUUGGGUAGAAAGCCGUGCUUGUAUUCAGUUUGCGCGGAAACAUGAGCUUGCCUAAUCUUAGCAACAACAAUCACGCAUCGUCGCCCAUUUAUAGUGCCACGACUAGCACAACCGGCAACAAAUCCGUGCCAAGAAAGUCUUCAAAAAAUGAUGUCUUACGUGCGGCUGUGGGCUUGCUGCUGAAGCAAAAGAACUAUGUGGGCAACGAAAAGUUUCGCAAAUCGGAUUUAAUUUUGCUGCAGAACAAAAAUCAGUUCGCCGUGCACAAAAUGCUGGAGAGUGACGUGCAUGGCGGGAACAGCUUCACAUACUCUAAUGUGCAGGUUAUCACAAAUAAUCAGCAGAUGAUUGAUCAGCAGUUCGGACGCUUUUCACAGUUCGUCGAGGCGCAAAUAGAACCGUUGCGCUUAGAAAUGAAACGCUUCUAUGCACCGAUGUUGUGCCAUCUCUACCUAGAACUAUUAAAGGCGCGCGAAUCGAAAGGUGCUGUGGAUUUUCUCAAAAAAUAUGCGCACCUUGUUGCACCGGUGGAUUUAUAUGAUGCACCGCUUCCUACAAAAAUCAAUGGAUGCUCGGUUACAAAUGAAUCACAGGUCGUUACAGCAACGGACACCUCUUGCCACAUACGCUUUGCACGUGAGGCACAAGACACGGGGGAUGCGGAGCUAGACUACUUUAUGAAAUUGGUACAAAUAUUGUCGGGUUGCACGAAAAUGGAGACGGCCGAGUCGGACUCCACAGUGGCGCACUUCCGCGCCUCCAAAUACGAAAUACACACAACCGCUCAAGUAGUUGACAAAAUGUGCACCUAUUUGCAGCAGCGAGGGCAUGUGCUCAUCACGAAUCUCAUCUAUACAUGGCUUCACGUGCGCGCCAUUGACAAUGAGCAGCGCCUCUUUACAGAGGAUCACCUGCUGUUGGGCACAACAGAUGAUAUAGAUGCUGACGAUGGCAUUCUGUCAGAGGAUUAUGGCGCCAGCUUACCUGCAACAAUAGCUAGUAGCAGUCGCAGUGAGCACAAGAACAAAUCCAGCGAUAAGUCAAGCAAAAAACGCCCAGCUGAAGAACCCACCAUUAAAUUAGAGACGGAGACAAAGUCAGAGACAAGCGGCACCGUCGACUCUGCGGUUGAUUGCAAAAGCAAACCGCAGCCGCUUGCACUCAAUAUUGACACCUGCCUCCAAACGCUUAAAACCUCCAGUACACAAAUACAAAAAACCCAAGUAGAGCUCCCGCGUUUCUUCCAGAUUAGCGAAAAGUCACGGGGACUCACGUCAGCGCACAUCGAUGUCAAUGAAUGCCACAUGUUGGCUGGAUUUGACAACUCAGCCAUACAGCUGUGGCAGCUAAAUCAGAACAGUUGCCGUGGUAAACACUUUUACAGGCGGUUUCAACAAUCGCAAUGUCCUUGGGAAUUGAACAAUUGCGACCAGGAAGAAGGUGAGGAGUUCGACAGUGAUGAUGAGGUGUCGAGGCUGACUACUGAGGAGCGUAGAGACCGCGACAAGGCAUUGCGUAGCAAAUACCCAGGCAACUCAUUCAAUGAAUAUGGAGGCAUACAACUUCGUGGUCACACUUGUGGGGUCACAGGCGUGCGUUUCUCGGCUCACUACUCCCUGCUCUACAGCGUGUCCAAGGACAGCACAUUACGCUGUUGGCGGGCCCACAAUUUGCACUGUGCCGGCAUUUAUCGCAGUCACAAUUACCCCAUUUGGUGCAUGGAUGAAAGCCCAGUGGGGCAAUACGUAGUGACAGGCUCAAAGGACUUAAGCGCACGACUGUGGUCGCUCGAGCGCGAGUAUGCACUGAUUAUUUAUGCUGGCCAUACACAGGACGUGGAAUGCAUUGCAUUUCAUCCCAAUGGAAAUUAUAUAGCCACCGGUUCAGCUGAUCAUUCGGUGCGGCUAUGGUGCACCACUAGCGGCAAACUGAUGCGUGUCUUCGCCGAUUGCCGUCAGGCGGUUACAACUCUGGCAUUUAGCCCCGAUGGCAAAAUGUUGGCGGCCGGUGGCGAGGAGUCGAAAGUGCGCAUAUUCGAUAUUGCUGCUGGGACACAGCUGACUGAGCUGAAGGACCAUAGUUCGACCGUUAGUUCGCUGGCCUGGAGCGCCUAUAAUCAUCACCUGGCAACAACCUGCCACGAUGGCACUUUGCGCCUGUGGGAUAUCAAGAAAUUGGCACCAAUGAGCGACAACAAUUCAUCAUCGUCAUCCUCAUCAGCUACAACGAUUCGUCUGCUAUCUCUGAACAGUUCCUGCCAACGCUUGGUCGAAGUAUUCUACGGGCGUAGCAAAACGCUCUAUUGCAUAGGAUCUUAAAAACUCAAUUUCUUUAUUGUUCAUUUUUGUUUUGUAUUCGUUUAUUGUAAUAAGUCUGUAUAAUAUUACUGUUAUAACUCUAUAUAUGUAUAAA
Scaptodrosophila lebanonensis is the source of this 2441-nucleotide messenger RNA. It is a transcript of the gene wda, whose product is annotated as transcription initiation factor TFIID subunit 5. Bases 71 to 2347 code for a protein of 758 amino acids. The record is from RefSeq and is a predicted model, not a curated record. NCBI's taxonomy places the organism in Eukaryota, Metazoa, Arthropoda, Insecta, Diptera, Drosophilidae. Gene Ontology annotation, molecular function: RNA polymerase II general transcription initiation factor activity; protein binding. The transcript is spliced from 5 exons.